AUGGAGGACGGAAAGAAACAGAAAAAGGACAAGAAGAAGAAGGACAAGAAUUUAGAACGUGAGAGUGCGAAGGGACGAGAACAACAGAAAGAGAUAGACACAAAGAUAAGUAACAAUGGAGAAGUAGCUGCUAUGGUGAAAAAUGAAGUUGAAUUAAGUAAGGGUGGUGAGGGAGGAACAGAGAAGGGAAAGAAGCAAAAAAAGGAGAAGAAGAAGAAGGAGGAGAAGAAGAAUCUAGACGGUGAGAAUGCAGAGGAACAAAAACAACAGAAUGAUAUAGAGAAAAAGAUGAGCAACAAUGUGAAGGUUGAAAAUGGAGGGCUGGUUGUUCCACAGGAUAUAGAAAUUAGGUCCAAAAAGAGACAUGAAGCAGGGAGUGAGAACAAAUUACAUGCUGAAGAGAUAAAGACAGAGCAACGGAAGAAGAAGAGGAAGAAUGAAGAUGUGGAAGAUAGAUCCGAGGAACAGUCUAAGAAGAAAAUGAAAAGGAAACAUGAGGGUCAAGCUUAA
Molecule: messenger RNA, 510 nt
Organism: Lathyrus sativus (Indian pea)
Lineage: Eukaryota; Viridiplantae; Streptophyta; Magnoliopsida; Fabales; Fabaceae
Source: the annotation of a GenBank genome assembly